UGGGCCGACUGCCAUGGGAAGAGCCUCCAGAAUGCUCCAAGUUCUCUUCCAAGCAACAUCACCAGUUUGGACCUCUCCUUCAACUCCUUGGUCAUGCCCCAUCACAGGACUCUUUUGAUGCAUUUUCCUUCCCUGCAUACCCUCAACCUCUCUAGCAAUGCCUUGCUGGUUCUGAGUCCAGCAGCCUUCUCCAACCUCAGGGCACUGCGUCUGCUGGACCUGAGUAGUUGCAGCAUUGCGUACCUCCACAUGGACGCUUUCAAGGGUUUGGGAAACUUGCACACUCUGCUCCUAAGAAGCAACAGUCUGCAAGAGCUUGAGGUCUCUUUGUUCCUGCCACUGAAGGCACUUUUCCACCUGGACCUGCAGCAGAAUGCGCUGGUCUCUGUGGACAUGUGGAGCCUGCAGCUGAUGGACACAGUCCCGCAGGUCCGGCUGGAAGGGAAUCCCUGGCUCUGUGACUGCAGUGCGCACCCUCUGCAGCAGUGGCUGCGGCGCAGGCAAGCUGUGCAGGUGACCUGCGCAUCACCCCCAUGGCUGCGGGGCCGGGAGCUCACAGCACUGGAUUCCCAGGACUUGGGCUGCUGGGUGAAGCAGCGGUUUUCUCGGGAGGUCAGCACGGUGCAGCAGAUCACAGUGACCUACAGCAACACCACUGCCCCACCCACUGGGAAAGGGGGAAGGAGCUGGCCGUACCUGGUGGGCUUCCUGGUGGCAGCAAUUGGCAUCUCCAUCCUGAUCGCGCUGGUUGCCAAGUGCAAGGUGUUCCACAAGAACUUCACCAGCUACCACCACCGGCCACUGCCCGAAACCAGCUCGAUUGGAGGCAGCCCCAUGGAGGACAGCAGCAGCUGGGACAGGAGCUCCUCAGGCCAGGGGGCCUGUGAGAACCACCCCAUGCCUGGUCCUGCUGACCUGCAAGGUGAGGAUGAUGAUGGCUUCAUUGAGGACAACUAUAUUCAGCCAAGUGAGCAGGUGCCGGAGGAAGAGGAGCGGCAGUUGCACCUCUCCAUAUGA
Messenger RNA from Nestor notabilis (Kea), 1017 nucleotides. RefSeq names its product chromosome unknown open reading frame, human C1orf210. The record is from RefSeq and is a predicted model, not a curated record. The transcript is spliced from 3 exons. The coding region runs from base 94 to 1017 and encodes 307 amino acids. NCBI's taxonomy places the organism in Eukaryota, Metazoa, Chordata, Aves, Psittaciformes, Psittacidae. Gene Ontology annotation, molecular function: protein binding.